AUGCCCCGAGUACCCGUACACCGCGAACCAAAGGCAUCUCCCCAUCGAAGUCCAAAUCAACGAAGCUUCGACUAUGAGAAUCACAGACGCGGCCGUGACUAUGACCACACCAUCAAACGUCAUCCACGUCCCCCUCCAAAGCGCGAGAUCACCACUCUCACUGCGCACUUGGUUGCUGCCGUCGGUGAAUUUGUCGGAACAUUUAUGUUUUUAUACUUCUCCUUUAUCGGCCAAAUCAUGCUCGUCUCGCAAGCUGCAGAGCGCUCUACUAUAAAUGGACAAGCCAGCAGCCAGCAAAACAUCUUCACUGCCUUGUUAUACGGGUUUAGUUUGUUGGUGAAUGUGACGUUUGGCCUAGUUCUGUCUGGUGCAUUGCCUCCCAUUCGAGGCCUCUGUCUCUUCCCAGCACAACUCUUGGCAGCCAUGUGCGCGGCUGCAAUCGCAAAUGCCAUGGUGCCGGGCGACAUCAGUGCCACGAUCACGUCCCUUUCCCCAAACACGAGCGUCGCCCAAGGCGUCUUCAUCGAGAUGUUCAUGACUGCGGAACUAGUCUUCGUCGUGCUCAUGCUGGCCGCGGAGAAGAGCAAGGAUACGUUCAUUGCACCUAUCGGCAUAGGACUAGCGUUAUUCGUGGCUAUGAUGGGUGCACGCAGCCUCGGUCCGGCUGUGGCGUCGGCGCAAUUCAAUCAUUAUCAUUGGAUCUACUGGGUUGGUCCUUUUCUUGGCGCUGCGUUAGCUGCGGGAUUCUAUCACUUCGUCAAGUUCUUCGACUAUGAGCAGGUCAAUCCCGGGCAGGACUCGGCGGGUGGAGAUUUCGAUGCGGAUGAUCGAGUCUGA
Messenger RNA from Parastagonospora nodorum SN15, 837 nucleotides. RefSeq lists its product as hypothetical. NCBI's taxonomy places the organism in Eukaryota, Fungi, Ascomycota, Dothideomycetes, Pleosporales, Phaeosphaeriaceae. The transcript has 3 exons. Gene Ontology annotation, biological process: transmembrane transport. Gene Ontology annotation, cellular component: plasma membrane. The record is from RefSeq and is a predicted model, not a curated record. The coding region runs from base 1 to 837 and encodes 278 amino acids. Gene Ontology annotation, molecular function: water channel activity.